Molecule: messenger RNA, 7492 nt
Organism: Chara braunii
Lineage: Eukaryota; Viridiplantae; Streptophyta; Charophyceae; Charales; Characeae
Source: the annotation of a GenBank genome assembly
CCACUUCCACAGUGUUCAACAAAGUCGACCUCAAAUCUGGCUACCACCAGAUUGAGAUGGCAGAGGAGGAUGUCUAUAAGACAGCCUUCAAGACCAGGUAUGGUACUUACGAGUUCCUGGUCAUGCCAUUUGGACUUUGCAAUGCCCCAGGUACCUUCCAGACAGAGAUGCACCGCAUCUUCAGGCCUUACCUGGACAAGUUCAUGGUUGUCUACCUGGAUGACAUCCUGGUAUUCAGCAGAACUGCCAGGGAACAUGUGGAGAACUUGGCUUUGGUCCUUCAGUCGUUACGCGACAACCAGUAUAAGAUCAACAGGGAGAAGUCCUCCUUUGGAGUUCCCUCUGUCAUCUAUCUGGGUCAUGUAAUCUCUGGAGAUGGCCUGACUCCUGAAGCAGCCAAGAUAGACUCGACUUUUGGGCCCAUAGUGAGGAAUCUACAAGCGGAUCCCAAUGCUGAGUCGGGCUAUGCCCUGAGUUCAGACUUGUUGUAUACCUACAGCAGAGGUGAGGAGCGCUUGUGCAUUCCCCAGGAUCAGCGGCUCAGGACACUGCUGAUGUCAGAGUAUCAUGAUGCUCGCGGACACUUUGGGUUCGUAAAGUCGUAUGCAGCCCUGUCGCAACGCUUCUUCUGGAAGGAGAUGCGGAGUGAGAUGCUGCGCUAUGUGGAAACCUGCGAGCUCUGCCAAAGGAAUAAGGUUCAGCGUAGGCGUCCUCUGCUCAAACCCUUACCCAUACCUGAUGGCCUUGCUGAAUCUGUGUCGAUACACUUCACAGAUUUAGGCAAGACCACCCCUCGUGGCAUGCGUCAGGUCAUGGUCUGCGUGGACAGGUUCUCCAAAUACGCAGAGUUCAUCCCCUUGCCAGAAGUGGCCAGAGUUCCGGCUGUGAGAGCCGCCUUUUCAGAGAGGAUGACGAAGAGCCGUAGUGAGGCCAUGAAGAAGCACUUCACGGAAGUGGGGGACAGCGGCAGAGCCGACAAGGGCGCCUCGGCAUACUAUGGCAUUCUGAAGAGGGCAAUAGAGGAGAUAGGUGCGGAGGCAGUGGUGGGGGUCGUUAUGGACAAUGCUGCCGUUUGUGCAGCUGCGGGGCGAAUGGUGGAAGCGGAUCACCCGCACAUCUUCUCGGUCCCAUGCACAACUCACUCGCUCGACCUCAUUUUCGAGUCUUUCGCGAAGAUCACGUGGGUGGGCGAAGUUAUUAAAAGGGCGUCGGAGGUAGCAAAGUUCUUCACGAACCUUUCGCGGGUGCGGGAUCGCCUCCUCCACUACUCCAAUGGCAGCGUCGUGGCAAAACCGGGUGCGACCCGAUUUGCCACGAACUUCAUCAUGCUGUCGAGCCUGCAGGGGUUGUACUUGCCGCUGCGAGCGUGUUUGACGGACGAUGAUUGGAAGCUAGCGAUUGUGCACACUUCACAACACGAACUGUUUGUGAGGGUGACACAUGCCAUCUUCGAUGACACCUUCUGGGCAGAUAUCGAGAAGGUGAUGCAAACGUCCGAGAACCUCCUCAAGCUUCUGAAGAAGGUCGACGGCGCGGGCCCCACCAUCAGUAAGGUGUACGCCCGUAUGGACAGCGCUGUGGAGAAACUAAGGGAGAGCAGGCACUUCACGAAAGCAGAAAAGGAUGAUCUAGAGGCUAUAAUAAUGCGGCGCUGGAAUACAACGACUUCACCACUGCAUUGUGCUGCGCUGUUUUUGGAUCCGGAGUACAGAGCGUCGCGGCCGGAAUCCGAUGCAGAGAUUGUGGACGGGUUUUGGACAUGGCUUUACUCGUGGUGCAAGGAGGCUGCGUACAGGGAGGUCGACGCGGAGGUCUGUUCUUGGAUCGAGGGCACCGGGAGGCACACUACCGAAAAUGCAAGGAUACAAGCCCGUACGAUGCAGCCGGCGAGGUGGUGGCGGAAGUGGUGCAGCGAUAUGCCCAUCUUCCAAAAGCAAGCCGUUCGGCUCCUUGGACAAGGCCCCUCCUCCUCUAGUUGCGAGAGGAAUUGGAGCUUGUUCGAACGGAUUCACAGCCGUCUCCGCAACAAUCUUGGCGCCGUCAAGAUAAGCACGCUGGUUUUCAACAGAUGGAACCAGCACUUGUUGGGCUUCUUGACCAAGAAACCGAAGGCUGACGAUGCGGCGAAGUGGGAAGAGGAUGAGCCGGUGGAAGAUCUCACACGAGAUGAGAUGGCGUCGGAUGCACGCCUGCGGUUGGGAGAGUGGAGUGCCCGCUUGCGCGGAACACAUUCGGUCCACGACGAAGGUGAGAAUGACGACUCGGGCUCAGACGAGGAGGACAUUCCUGUCCAAGCGCAACAAACGGCUGUUGAGGAGGAGGUCACAGUUCAGCAUCGUCGGCUGCGCAGCGAGUUGUUCGAGCUCGAGAGGGAGCUCAACGAGUCGUGGAGGAAGGCAACGAAAGCUUCCAAGUUUUUGGCCCGGCAGCAUUUGCAUGACUUGGAUCAGGCUACGAGGACCAUGACCCCCGAGCAUGCCAACAAGUACAAAGCUGCGCGGGCUGCUGCAUGUGCACCACCCUCCGUACCCGCCAAACGAGGGAGAGGGAGACCUCGAAAGGACGCUGCGACUCAUGGGGGGACAGGUGACGAGGAAGUUGAGGAUGCGCAAGGUGGAGAUUUGGAAGGGGCUGGUGCACCCACACGUGCGACAAGAAACCGGGGACGACCACGAAAGGCGCCCGUGGAAGAGGAGGAGGCUGGAAAUAGAAGGGGGACACGAAAGCGGGGAUGUUUGCAGGUGCAGCCCGCCGAAGAGGAGGAGGAAGCAGCGCUUGAAAAGACGAGCAGCGCUGACAAACAUGGCAGCAGCGGCGGAAGCAGCAGCAGCGACGAAAGCGGGGCUGAGCAUAAUGAAAAUGACGGUAGCGCCGGCAGCGGAGGUGCGCGUGAUGGCAGCGGCAGCAGCGAUGAAAGUGGAGGUGGCCGUGGCAGCAGUGAUGGAGGCGAGAAAGAUGGGAGGUCGUCGGAGGAAGAGGACGACUCCGAAUGCGAAGGCCACAACCGCAUCGCCGCACGUGACGGGCGGGCAGCCGCAGCAGAACAGCAGCUACCUCUGCCCCACCCCUCUGAGAUGGACAACCCCACGGUGGACAAUGCCGCAUCCGGCAGUCCACGCGAGGCAUGCAGCUCGAACCCCCCGGCCCCACAGGCGCAGCAGGAGGGUUCCACUGCAACUUCCGCGGGAACCUUCGACGAUGCACCAGUCCGGCAGCAAGGAGAGACCAUGACGGCCUUCCUGACCCGCCUGGGCACUUACAUGCAACAAGUCCAAGAGGAACAGCAACGUGAGGCCGCAGCCGAAGAGGCACGUCUCAAUACCAUUGCACACGCAGAAGAGCAACGGCGCCGGCAGCAAGCGGACACAGCUGCCAAUCAUAACAAAGCUCGACGAGAUGCCGCGUCUGUCCUCAUGCAGCAGGAAGCCGCUCAUACCGCCGCACUCCAAGCAUGGCAUGUUGAUCCAGCAGAAGCAACGAAACCAACUGCGGGGGACCAGACUAAGUCAGCUCUCGCCAGCAUGAUGCACCAAGUCAUCCUCACUUGUAACUGGCAACAAGUGGAGCUGGCUCGGCAGGCACGUACCAUCACUGAGUACGAGGAGACUCUCAAGAGCCUCCACGCCCGCCUUGACAUGCUGGAGAAGGGUGACGUGCCGAACAGGCACACGGCAUCGUCAAGCAUUGAUCCAUCAAUCCGCGAGCUGGAAGGACGGCUGGAUCACCUGGUCGCGCUUGUCGGCAAUUUGAACAGUUUCCGACACCCGACGACCAUCAGCCAGCAAAUAGCCGCCCUACAAGCGGAUCUGCGUCAGCUGCAGCAGCAACCAACUGGGACCUGCAACAGAUUGACGCCGAAACAAUUCAAGAUGCCGAAGUUCAGCAUCGAGAGGUCUGAUGACUACUACAAGGCGGACCCCAUCAGUUGGUGGCAAGGGUUCACCAAUGAGCUCUCCAUCCACUUGGUCCCGCCCGAGUCGAAGAUCUCAGCGCUUUACCUCUGCAGCACCGGUGCCAGCCAAGUGUGGCUCAACCACCUAGCUCAAACCGAAGGCGUCGAAGUCUCGAAGCUUUAUACCAAGAUCACUUGGGAGGCCAUGACUGAGAAGUGGAGGAAAUGCUUUGUCGUCGACGACGCUCAGGGCAAAGGCGUGAACCGGAUCUUCAGCAUGCAUCAAGGCAGCCAGCCAACACGCGAAUGGCUAACCGAGUGGCAGAAAAUCGUGACGAUUCCGAAUUUGGAUAUCCCAUUCGUACAUCUUCGUCGUGAAUUCUUCCAGCGGUUAGUGGACGCGUUGAGCACGGCCCUUGGGGAGCGCAGCCUAUACACGGACUUCGACCAGAUUGUGGAGAAGGCGCGUGAAGUCAUCCAAACCAAUCGGUGGGCAGUCAACGAGCGGCGAAGCCAACCGAAUUUUGUGGAAAAGGGCAAAGGCCCGCGGCCGCAGCAAGUCGCUGCUGUCAAAGGAAAUGGACAAGAGAACGACCAGGCGAUGACUCACGAGUCUAGUGAAGGAGACGGAGUCAACGCCCUUCCGCCACGACGCAACAACAACAACAACAACAACAAGAAGGCGAAAUAUGCGUCAACAACGGAAGCUGGACAGCCGAAUGAGCCAUGGAAGAAGUUCAGCCUCACGGAGGAGCAAUACAAACUCCGCCAGAGGUGGAAUUGUUGCUAUUGGUGCAACAGCACCAAGCAUACGACGUCGCAAUGCCCUGAAAAAGGCAAAGAAGACGUCCAUCCACGACAAAAACUGAGCUUCACGGGAAGUGAGGCGACUCCACUUACUACUUCGCUGGACACGGUUGCCUUGCUAACAACCUCCUCCACGUCCGGGGAACAUGCGUAUGUCGCCAGUCUCCACGACGAUUAUGAAGACUAUGCUGUCCAGCUGGUCCCGCCGUUGGACCAACCUCUCCACGUGCAAGAGUCAUUUGCGUGUGCGACUUCAUCACCAUCGCCAAGUGAACCAGCAUCCUCGCCGGCAUCACUCGGGGACGCGUCGGUGUGGUCUAGACUUGAGGAACUCGACCCAUUGACACCGGAGGACUUCCAAUGCGAGGACCACCCGGUUGACUUCUACCGCCGCACCGUUCACGUUCAUGACCGGAACGGGGUACUUGUGCCAUGUACGGUCCCCCCACCUCAUCCUUCGAUUGGUUGUCACGUGGUCUCCGCGGCAAGCAUUCGCAACUCCAUCGCACGGAACGACGUGGAGGAAAUGGGCAUUUGUUUCUUGCACGCCCUCCCUCCUCCCGACGAGCCAGCGGCGGAACAACCACCGGAUCCACGCAUUGUACAGCUUCUUGACUCCUAUGGUGACGUCUUUGAAGCCCCCGCCGGAAUCGUACCGAAUCGGCCAAUUCGCCACGAGAUCAUCCUCGAAGACGGGGCCGUACGGGCCCGUACCUCCGCGCGGAUGUAUUUACUGCAUGAGCGACGAGGAACUCGAAGUGCUUCGAACGCACUCCAUGACCUCAUUGACAAGGGCUGGAUUCGCCCUAGCUGCUCGCCCUACGGUGCACCUGCUCUCUUCGUUCGGAAGAAGAACAAGGAGCUGGGCUUAUGCAUUGACUAUCGCAAGCUUAAUGCUCAAACCAUUAAGAAUGCCCGCCCGCUUCCACGCAUCGACGAUCUUCUCGAACGUUUGGGCGGCGCCAAGUAUUUCUCCAAGUUGGACCUCAAAUCCGGUUACCACCAGCUCGAGAUCCGUCCAAGAGAUCGGUACAAAACCACGUUCAAGACACGGUACGGGCACUUCGAGUGGGUCGUAAUGCCAUUCGGCCUCACGAACGGCCUGACCACCUUCCAAGGAGCAAUGACAACGGAGUUUCGCGACAUGUUGGACCGGUUCGUGCUCAUCUACCUCGAUGACAUCCUGGUGUAUAGCCGAAGUUUGGACGAGCACAUCGUGCAUCUACGUGCUGUUUUGGACAGGCUACGUACGGCCAAGUACAAGGCCAACCGAGCCAAGUGCGAAUUCGCACAGCAAGAGCUCGAGUACUUGGACCACUUUGUGACGCCGCAAGGCAUCAGUCCGCUUGCGGACAAGAUCAAGGCCAUUCAGGAUUGGCCGGAACCGACCAACACCACGGAGGUUCGCUCUUUUAUGGGAUUGGCCAGGUACUACCAACGCUUCAUCGGAGGAUACGCACGGAUCGCCACACCUUUGUCUAGAUUGCAAUCUCCACAGGUGACCUCCCAGUUCACUGACGAAGUCCGCAGUUCGUUCCAGAAAUUGAAGACGGCGUUGCUCCUCGCUCCCGUCUUGAGUAUCUACAAUCCCACCUUGCCUACGAGAGUGACUACGAACGCUUCCGGCUACGACAUGGGUGCAGUUUUGGAACAACACGACGGAGUAGAUUGGCACCCGGUUGAGUACUUCAGCCAAAAGGUGCCUCCCAUCAACUCGGUUGAUGAUGCGCGAAAGGAGUUGCUCGCUUUCGUCACGGUACUCAGGCGUUGGCGACACUUCCUCCUCGGGCGUCGUAGGUUCACCUGGGUGACGGAUAAUAACCCAUUGACCUACUACAAGACGCAAGCCACGGUGAGCAGUACGAUUGCUCGGUGGAUGUACUUCAUCGAUCAGUUCGACUUCACAUCGAAACACAUUCCGGGCCUCUCCAACCGAGUCGCGGAUGCUCUCUCGCGAAGAUCAGAUCUUUGCGCAAUGACUCACCACGCGUUCAGUUUCGACGAAGCCCUUCAUCAGCAUUUUGUGCGAGCAUACAAGUCCGAUCCGGAAUAUGCCACGCUCUACGAGCAACUAUCCUCGGAUCACCCGCCGGCCAGCCACUAUCGCAUCGUCGAUGGCUUCCUGCUGCUGCACUUACGAGGCAAGGACUUACUAUGCGUCCCACACGACCGUCGCUUACGGACUCGUCUCCUCGGCGAGUACCAUGACUCGAGACUCGCCGGCCACCUCGGAGUCAACCAUACGAUCGCAAGACUUCGGCAGCGAUUCCGGUGGCCUGACCUCAUUACCAACGUCACUGGGUAUUGCGACUCUUGCGAAGUUUGCCGACGAAGCAAACCCCGCAAUCGCAACCCCUACGGUGAGUUACGCCCGUUGCCUAUUCCACGGGAACCCCGCCUCUCCAUUGCCAUGGACGUCACUGGCCCGUUCCCCCGGGACCGCUUCGGGCACGAUGGCAUUCUCACGGUCGUUGACCGUUUGAGCAAGUAUCCACGAUUCCUUCCUUGCAAGUACCACGCCACGGCUCCGGAACUUGCACGCCUCUUACACACCGGCUGGAUUUGCGGCCACGGCGUUCCGGAAGACAUCGUCAACGACCGCGACACUCGGUUCAUGUCGGCAUUUUGGACCUCUCUCAUGAAAGAGUCCGGCACCGAGAUGAAACCAAGUUCGGCUCGGCAUCCGCAAACGGAUGGGCAGACGUAGCGGGCACAUCAAACCGCUCAAGUAAUGCUUCGCACACUCAUCCGUACGGAUCAGAAGGAUUGGGUGGACCACCUCCCUGACAUCGA